CUGCAGGUUGAGACUCUGAACGAGGCCAUCUUCCCACGCAGCAAUGGCACCCACGCUUGCUACAGCCCAUCGCCGGCGCUGGUGGAUGGCAUUCACAGCCAUCAUUGAGAACCUGCUCUUCUCUGCUGUCCUGCUGGGCUGGGGGUCCCUCCUCAUCAUGCUGAAAGCAGAAGGGUUUUAUUCCUACCUGUGCCACGAGUCAGGAAACGCCACCGGCAGCCCUGAACACGAGAACAGCACAGCUUCAGAGCAGAAAUGGCCUUCCUGCAAUGCCCAGGAUGAAAUGUUGAAUUUGGCCUUCACCAUUGGGUCCUUCCUGCUCAGUGCGAUCACACUGCCCCUGGGGAUUGUCAUGGACAAGUACGGCCCUCGCAAGCUGCGGCUGCUUGGCAGUGCCUGCUUUGCUGUGUCCUGUGUGCUGAUCGCGUAUGGUGCCAGUAACCCAGACUCUCUGUCUGUGCUGAUAUUCAUUGCACUGGCUCUGAAUGGCUUUGGUGGGAUGUGUAUGACCUUCACAUCGCUUACG
Messenger RNA from Cariama cristata (Red-legged seriema), 526 nucleotides. RefSeq names its product large neutral amino acids transporter small subunit 4-like. Gene Ontology annotation, molecular function: L-amino acid transmembrane transporter activity; neutral L-amino acid transmembrane transporter activity. Gene Ontology annotation, biological process: neutral amino acid transport. Lineage: Eukaryota; Metazoa; Chordata; Aves; Cariamiformes; Cariamidae. The annotation marks the transcript as partial. The transcript is spliced from 4 exons. The record is from RefSeq and is a predicted model, not a curated record.